Toxorhynchites rutilus septentrionalis is the source of this 5473-nucleotide messenger RNA. Its product is annotated as toll-like receptor Tollo. Bases 709 to 4656 code for a protein of 1315 amino acids. Gene Ontology annotation, molecular function: protein binding. The transcript has a single exon. Gene Ontology annotation, biological process: signal transduction. The record is from RefSeq and is a predicted model, not a curated record. NCBI's taxonomy places the organism in Eukaryota, Metazoa, Arthropoda, Insecta, Diptera, Culicidae.
CCCUCUGCGAGACAGGACGUGAAAUUGCAAUCGUCCCUAAUUUGUACGACUCAAUGAGCUGAACAUUUAGAGCUCCUCAUUCCACAAAAAACAGUGACAGUAUCCAAAUUCUAACAAAAAAAAAAAAAAAAUAUUUCGAAUGGAAGCUGUGCGACAGAGGAGUUUAUCUCGUUAAAUUUUUGUUGAGUUUCAAUCUCGCUCGAGUGAAACGAUUCGUGUGCGAGGAACGGUUACAUCGAUUCUAAACGCAAUCGCAAAAGCGCGUGAUAUGUGCUGCAUCGGGCGUAUUACGCAAGCGAUAAGAGUGAUGCUGGGAUGAGAUGAGAUGAAGAGAUGAUGCAAAACGUGUGACUUUAAAGCUGUAGCUUGGUGCAAAGAAGCAAAUCGAGAAGCGGAAUAGUGUGAGAAGCGAAACCAUCCCGGCAGAUGGGAAGUGUGAUGUGUGAUAAAUGAUUCGUCUGUUUGGUGUUUGAAGAGCUCUGUGAAGGAAGCAAAUAUACAAAUAUUGGCGAAGCAAAAGAUGAAUUUAAAAAUGACAAACAGUGAUUGUUAGAAGCAAAAGUUAUAGUGUCCUCGUAUAUUUCCUCAAUUUCCGCCAAGGCCAAAUUAUUUGUGUCUUCAUGUGUUUACUCUAAGUGGAUCUUCCCGCGAUCUUUCUACUCUACGUUCCUACGACUGUGAAAACACACAGUUCAAAACUGCUCACAAAUGGAGAAUCUCAGGAUUUUAGUUCUGCUCGCUCUGGUGGCCACAAUCACUGCCCGGUCCUCCCUGAUGAGCCGCAUGGACAUCGCACCGAAGGGAUGCAAGUGGCAAAGGGUGCUCGAUGAGAAUGCCGAAGAUGAGAACGCUAUAACCACGGUGCUGUCCUGUAAGCUGAAAACGAUUGGCGGCACCGAUACGUUGAUGCGUAAUUUAAGCAGCCACCAAAUCGAGCGCAUCAAUUCGCUCAAGCUGGAGUGUAGCGAUAUUCUGUUCUUCGAGAGCUCCCUCGAAGCCAACCAGCACUCCGGGGCGUUCCUUGGUUCCCUGAAGCGCCUCCGAGAUCUCAAAAUCGAAUACUGUAAAAUUAAGUACGUGCCUUCGAUGGUCCUCUCGACUCUGAGGGAUCUUCGCUCGUUAUCCCUGCGAACCCACAACACCGAUUGGUCGGCGAUGAAUCUAGAGUUCCACCCAGAAAGCUUCCGUGGUUUGACAGAACUCAAGCGAUUGGACCUCGCUGACAACAACAUUUGGAGCCUGCCAACCGACGUGUUCUGUCCGCUGUUUUCGCUGCGACAGCUCAAUCUGACCAAGAAUCGACUCACCGAUAUCUCCCAGCUCGGAUUUUCCGACUGGGGCAACGGACCGACUGCGCCGGGAAAAGCCUGCAACACAGGACUGGAGAUCCUGGAUAUCUCUCACAACGAUCUGUUAUCACUUCCCGAUAACGGCCUCUCAUCACUUAGAUCGCUAAACGUGCUGUUCCUCCAAGAUAACCUACUAACCGCCCUUGCCGACCGUUCGUUCGUUGGACUCGGCUCGCUAAAAGUUGUCAACAUGUCCAGCAACAAGCUGGUGGCCCUGCCGCCGGAGCUUUUCCAAUCACCUCGGGAGCUGCGACAAAUCUAUCUGCAGAACAAUUCGCUCUCGGUCCUUGCACCAGGUCUCCUGGAAGGAUUGGAUCGUCUCGAGAUUCUCGAUUUGUCCCACAACGAACUCACCUCCGAGUGGAUCAACCGUGACACCUUCGCCGGUCUCAAGCGGCUCGUAGUGCUCGACAUCAGCCGCAACGCCCUGACCAAAAUCGACCGUCACGUAUUUCGAGAACUGUUCAGCCUCCAAAUACUCAACCUCGAGUCCAAUCUCAUCGAAACAAUCGCCGACAAUGCAUUCAGCGACUUGAAGAACCUGGUGGCCCUAACGCUGUCGACCAACAAGCUAAAGCGUAUCGAUGAGCACCACUUUAGCGAGCUGUACGUCCUCAACCAGCUUUACAUCGAAUCAAACCUCAUCGAAUCGAUGCACCCGCGAGCGCUGGAAAAUCUCACCAACCUAAACGACCUCAACCUGAACGACAACCGGCUAACGGAAAUCCCGGAAGGACUGGGCAAGUUACGCUUCCUGAAAUCGCUCGACCUGGGAAAGAAUCGCAUCGUCAGCGUGUACAACGCAUCGUUCGAGGGGCUCGAGCAGUUGCUCGGCUUGCGACUGGUGGAAAACCGCAUUACGAAUAUCUCACGGGAUGCGUUUGUGACACUGUCGUCGUUGCACGUGCUCAAUCUGGCCUCGAAUCAGAUUCGUCACAUCGAUCAGUCAGCGUUCAGUUCGAAUCCCACCAUCCGGGCGAUUCGGCUGGACAACAACGAGCUGGAGGACAUCAGUGGGGUGUUCACUUCGCUGCCGGCGCUGGUUUUCCUCAACGUUUCGGACAAUCAGAUCCGCAAUUUUGACUACAGUCAUCUGCCGGCUUCGCUCGAGUGGCUCGAUAUGCACCAGAACAAUAUCACCGAGUUGGGGAAUUACUACGACUUGAACAACCUGCAGAUCAAGAUGUUGGAUGUGUCGUUCAAUCGGUUAGCGUCCGUUGACAACAAAAACGUUCCGGACAGCAUCGAGACGCUGUUUCUGAACAACAAUGUGCUGGAGGAGGUGGCGGCCGGAACGUUCCUGAACAAGAAAAACCUCCAGAAGGUGGUGCUGUACGGCAAUUACAUCAAGAAGAUUGAGAUUGGAGCGCUGGCGCUAACGCGCGUUGGCGAUGACCGAGAUAUGCCGCAGUUUUACAUCGGUGACAAUCCGAUCCAUUGCGACUGCACGAUGGAGUGGCUGCAGGGAAUCAACAAACUCUCCCACCUGAGACAGCACCCGAGGGUGAUGGAUCUGGACAUCGUGAUGUGUACGAUGGAACACGAACGGGGCGUUUCGAUCCGUCCAUUGAUGGAUUUGAACUCGCACGAUUUUCUGUGCCAGUACGAGACGCAUUGUUUCGCGACGUGCCAUUGCUGUGAUUUCGAUGCGUGCGACUGCAAGAUGACCUGCCCGGAUCGGUGCAGCUGCUACCACGACCACACCUGGAAGACCAACAUCGUGGAUUGUGGCAACGCCGAUUACACCGAAGUUCCGGAGCAUAUUCCCAUGGAUGCGACAACAAUCUAUCUGGAUGGGAACGAUCUCAAGCAGCUGGGAAGCCACCAGUUUAUCGGGAAGAAGAAGUUGGAAGUGCUUUAUCUGAACAAUAGUAACAUUGCGAAUGUGCACAAUAGGACCUUCAAUGGGAUACCAAGUUUGCGAGUGUUACAUUUGGAGAAUAAUUUUAUCGAAGAGCUGCGUGGUUUUGAGUUCGAUCAGUUGACGAAUUUGAAUGAACUGUAUUUGGACCAUAAUACGAUUGGGUUUGUGGGUGCGAAAACGUUUGAAAACUUGAAGUUUUUGGAAGUGAUAAAUCUGAGUGACAAUAAGAUUAAUGAGUUUUCGCCGUGGCAAGCCUUGGCGGCGGCCUCCGAAACCGGUUCGCUGAACAAAGUGUCGCUGGAGGGAAAUCGGUGGAAGUGUGACUGUGAGUCUCUGCAUAAGCUGCAGCGGUGGAUUAGAGACGUUAGUGGUAACUUCGAUAUUAACCGGAUGAUUUGUGCGGACAAUAGAGUGGUUGGUGAUGUGAUCGGUACUUGCGAGAGUAGAUUGGAGUUUGAUAAUGAAGUGGCUCCGCCAGCGGUGCAUAGAACGGUUCUGAUGGGUCACGGACUGAUUGGUGGUGGUUACGUACCAUUGCUGGCUGCGAUAGUGGUGGCUCUCAUAGGAACGGCGUUGAUAGUGGCGUUAGCAUGUGUCUUCCGACAGGAUGUGCGUCUUUGGGCCCACGCCAAGUAUGGUGUUCGGUUGGUGAAGGAUCCGAUCAUUAUGGCAAGCAGUCAACCGGACGCGGAUAAGCUGUAUGAUAGUUACGUGGUAUAUAGCAUCCAUGACAACGAAUUUGUGGGGCGACUGCUGGGAGCCGAGCUGCAGCACUACGGGUACUCGGUAUGUUUGCAUCAUCGCGACGUGAAUGCGAACGCUUUCCUCUCGGAUUCGCUGCAAAGUGCAGCGGAUGCUUCGAAGAAGAUAAUUCUUGUGGUUUCGAUGAACUUCCUCCAAAACGAAUGGUCCCAGCCGCAGUUCCGUGUGGCGCUACAGUCGGUCAUUGAAAACAUCCGACCAGCCUACAGGAGGCACAAGAUGGUGGUCGUUCUCACGGCUCCCGUCGAACUGGUGGCGAUGGAUCCGAUCAUGAAUUUGCUCAUCCGAACCUGCACGGUCGCCUGCUGGGGAGAGCGCAAGUUUUGGGACAAACUUCGGUACGCCCUCCCGGAUAUCAACAAGGACCGGGCGCUGAAGAAGCUCGGUGACAUCAGCCGCAGUCCGAACCUCCGGUACACACCGGCUCCGACUGCGAUGGAUCAGUGGUGCAAGAUGAGCCACCCAGGGGUGGCCGUCCCGGUGGCAGUGCCCCAGAGUACACCAUCCCAAAGUACCUGCAACACAGAGGACGAAUCCUCGUCGGCUUCGUCACAGCAUUACGAGGCUCCGCUGAGUCAGCACUACAACAUGAGCCGUUCCAGUGCCUCGCUUGGUCACGUGUACUCCACGAUACCGGAGACGCCCCAAAUGGGGCGCAACGGAAGAGCUUAUUUCGUGUAAGAUAUAGUCUGUGAACGUUUAGCAUAUUAUUUUGUUUCCUAGCUUCUCGUUUAGCAUGUAUUAUAUGUAAAUUUGUACAGAACAAAGAUGAAAUCUCAUUAGUCAUGUUAUGGAUCGAGUCAAUUCAGUUUUUUUCUGGAAUGUUACACCAUGUUAAACUGAUUAAACACACACACUGACACAAACGAACACAAAAACAAAACGGACAGCGAAGUUCUACGCUUGCUGGAACACUUCUUAUUUGCCAAAUAUUAUUAAUUGUAUUAUGAUUCGCUCAAAGACACUACUAGGCUCGAAAAAAUGAAAUCGAAAAUUGUAGUGAUAAUAUACUACUAUGAAACUUAUUUUACCCCUUUAACAAACAAGAGUCCUUCGAGCGAUUGGGGUGACAAACCCAAGAUGAAAACAAUUAUGACUUAAUAAACGUGAUACUAGUUUUUAUAAACAAAUUACUAUUAUUAAAGUGAACGAAAUAAAUUGACUAUUAAUCUUAAGUGUACUCGAAGGCAGAUUACAGAGCUAUAGAAAUAAAUUUCGUAUGUUUAAAACACAAAUGGCAGCAAAGAAAAAUGGAUAAAGAAAAACGAUCGAAAGCUAGACAACCUCGGUAAUGUUUUCGGUCUAGACGAAAAUCAAAUUGCAAACAAAACCUCGAAGAGUAUAGGGAGAGUAUCCAUCAUACACACAUUACUGUAAAACAAAAUUAUUAGUUACCGCCAUUAGAUGUAUAUGAACACAAAAAUCUACCCCGAGGCCCGUGGGCUUGCAAAACAAAACAUUGUAUAUUUGAUUAUAGAAUAAUAAUUUAUUACGGAAA